AUGGAAGCUGAAGAGGAAGGGGCAAAAAAACUGUCUGAAGUAAGCUUUGAAAACUUGCCUCCCAACUACCAUAACGAGUCAAACAUGGAAACCAGAAUUGGUAAUAAAACUGUUCAGACUCAUCAAGAGAUUGAUAAGGUUACAGAUAACAAAACUGGAUCAACAUUUUUUUCUGAAACUGUUAUUACAUCUGUAAAUGACGGAGGAAACAAAAGAAAUCAUGAGUGCAUCAUUGAUGAAGACUGUGAAACAGGGAAAUAUUGCCAGUUCUCCACCUUUGAAUACACAUGCCAGCUCUGUAAAAUGCAGCACACACCCUGCUCACGGGAUGUGGAGUGCUGCGCAGACCAGCUGUGCGUCUGGGGCGAGUGCAGGACAUCCACUGCCAAAGGGGAGAACGGCACCAUUUGUGAGAGCCAACACGACUGCAACCCUGGAAUGUGCUGUGCUUUUCAGAAAGAACUGCUGUUUCCUGUGUGCACUGCACUACCUAAAGAAGGUGAACCCUGCUAUGAUCCUUCAAACAGACUUCUCAACCUGAUCACCUGGGACCUGGAACCCGAUGGAGUCCUUGAGCGAUGCCCAUGUGCAAGUGGCUUGACCUGCCAACAUCAGAG
Merops nubicus (carmine bee-eater) is the source of this 617-nucleotide messenger RNA. RefSeq names its product dickkopf WNT signaling pathway inhibitor 3 (gene DKK3). The transcript has 5 exons. The record is from RefSeq and is a predicted model, not a curated record. Gene Ontology annotation, biological process: multicellular organism development; negative regulation of canonical Wnt signaling pathway. Gene Ontology annotation, molecular function: receptor antagonist activity; co-receptor binding. NCBI's taxonomy places the organism in Eukaryota, Metazoa, Chordata, Aves, Coraciiformes, Meropidae. The annotation marks the transcript as partial. Gene Ontology annotation, cellular component: extracellular region.